AUGUCUGCAGCUUCUGCAAACAGUACAAUGGUAUCUUCUGGAAAAGAUAAUUCCAAUUCAGCCAAUGUUGCGUCGUCGGUCACUUCGGUGUCUCCUUCUGGACUAGUUCCUUCAAAUCGAUCCGUGUAUGGCGUUUGGGAUUUUUUUAAUAUACAAGUCCCUACAGUGUCUUUCACCUCAGUUUCCUACAUGUUGAUCGCCGUGACGAUCUUAAUGCUCGCUUUAGCAAUCGUGCACAAGCAUGUGGCCAAGCCCGGUUGGAAACCAAGUUCCCAACAGCUAAGCGAAAAAUUUAGAUUGUACAUGGCUGGAUCCAUGGUAGGGGAUGCUACUCGGAGAAUGUUCAAUGGAUGGACAAGGUCACGACAAGAUUCCGUGACGAUUUCAACUAGGGACGAAAAAAACAGACGAGAUAUUUCGUCAUCAUCUUCAAUAUCCUUGUCACCGUCCGAGUUACCAAUGCAUGAUGCAUCACCGAGAGUAUACAAAAAAGCUUCGAAGCGUCCGAAUUCUCGUUUAAAAACACCAGUACCUUCAUCUAUAGAUGAUAAUCCAUCUGCUGCUUCAUCUAACGAUGAUCAAACGAUCGAUCAAUCUACGGAAAUAGAUGAGUCAAAAACAACCGUGACGAUAAAUGUUUCAGACCCUCGAUCAGAGCAAUCUAUUCUUGUAACACAUCAAGAAAUUAAUUACGAAAUUGAAGGGAUUCCUGAAAAUCAUAACGGUCAAAAAGCUGCGCAAGAGCAAAUUAAUUCGAGAAACGGAUCUUGUCAAAAUGAUAGCGAGAUAAAUAAUCCUAUAACAUUUGACGUUUUAUCCAUACCUACAACGAAUGAUUUAUUGGUACAAGUGCAUAAAAAAAAUUCAAAACCACGAUUGAGAGUGCAGCGACCACAAAAAGAUCAAACUGUUGUUACUACACAAGAAAGUGAGGGUGAAAUUGAAUCACCUUCUACACCAACUGCACCUAAAAUUUCUACACAAGAUGAAAAUUUUGUAAAACCUGUACAUAGGAGACGACGAAGAAAAACUAAAAAUUCUAAAAAUAACACGCAGCAGAACUCACAAGAAAAUAAUAAUUCAGAACAACGAUCGGCUAAACCUGAUACAUCGUCGAAGCAUGAUCAUGUGCAACAAAAUGUCAAUGGAUUGCCAAGACAACGCCAAUCUGAUGAGAUGUCAUAUACCAAUUGGGAUAAAUCAUCACACGACCAACAUAUUCAUCUGCAGCAACCUCGUCAAAUAGUUAAUAAUAUUUGGCAAAAACCCUUGCACACCGAACCAGCACAAUAUCAAACGCAAGCUCACCAUGCACAGCAGCGUUCGGAUCAAUCUGCAUAUUAUAUGCAAGGAAAUAAACGAAAUGAUGCAGUUUUUCAAACAUCAAAUUCUAGUACAGUUAUUCCAGCUAAA
This is a messenger RNA of Scutellospora calospora, 1413 nucleotides long. The record is from the annotation of a GenBank genome assembly. Lineage: Eukaryota; Fungi; Glomeromycota; Glomeromycetes; Diversisporales; Gigasporaceae.